Molecule: messenger RNA, 1218 nt
Organism: Polyodon spathula (Mississippi paddlefish)
Lineage: Eukaryota; Metazoa; Chordata; Actinopteri; Acipenseriformes; Polyodontidae
Product: Kv channel-interacting protein 4
Exons: 9
Coding region: 298-1050 (250 amino acids)
Biological process (GO): regulation of potassium ion transmembrane transport
Cellular component (GO): voltage-gated potassium channel complex
Molecular function (GO): potassium channel regulator activity; calcium ion binding
Source: RefSeq, a predicted model, not a curated record
UUUGAUAGCAUUUCAACAUGUCAAGUUCCCGCCAGGUUUAAAUUCAGCAGGUGUAUUUUUUUCCCCUGCAUCUGUUUUCUUCUUACCCACUGAUCAUCUGAUCUUCACUUACUCGCCAGCAUCCAUCGAGUAGGUCGCGCGCAGAGCUGUACAGUAGUGUUCACUCCAGGGGGGGAGCUCUGAAAGAGAGUUUACAGUACGACAGUCACAUACUCUCUGAUACAGUCGCUACUGGUAUACAAAAAAUAAAGACAAAUAUUAUUCAUAUAUAAAACUAAGAACAAGGAACAAUUGAUCAUGGAUGUAAGAAGGGUGGAAAGCAUCUCUGCUCGGCUGGAAGAAACUGGUUCUACAGGCGGUUUCAUCUAUCCUCAGAGGAGCAUCAAACGCAGCAUUAAAGAGCGGCUCAUGAAACUCUUGCCUUGCUCAGCUGCUACAAAGGCCUCUACCGAUACCCAAAACAGCAUCGAAGAUGAAUUGGAAUUGGCCACUGUCCGCUACCGUCCUGAGGGCCUGCAACAGCUGGAGGCACAAACACGAUUCACAAAGAAGGAGCUUAAAAUCUUCUACAGGGGAUUCAAAAACGAAUGUCCCAGUGGGAUCGUCAAUGAAGAAACUUUUAAAGAAAUAUACUCUCAGUUCUUUCCACAGGGAGAUUCGACUACAUAUGCACACUUUCUGUUCAAUGCAUUUGACACAGAUCACAACGGCUCUGUGAGUUUUGAGGAUUUUGUCUUGGGUCUUUCAAUUUUGCUGCGGGGUUCGAUACAAGAGAAGCUUAAUUGGGCUUUUAAUUUGUACGACAUAAAUAAAGACGGCUACAUAACUAAAGAGGAGAUGCUGGACAUUAUGAAAGCUAUAUAUGAUAUGAUGGGAAAAUGCACAUACCCUGCCCUCAAAGACGAAGCACCCAGACAGCAUGUGGAGAUAUUCUUCCAGAAAAUGGACAAAAACAAGGAUGGAGUAGUUACCAUAGAUGAAUUUAUCGACUGCUGCCAAAACGAUGAGAAUAUAAUGAGAUCCAUGCAGCUCUUUGAAAAUGUCAUCUAACGGGGUGCUUACCAGCAGCACUUUAAUGGCCAGCUCGAAGAAUUAUUCAGAGAAUACAUGACAGGACUUAUGACUUCGUACAUACUUAAACCACUCAGCAAUAUGCUGACGUAUAUAUAUAUAUAUAUAUAUAUAUAUAUAUAUAUAUAUAUAUAUAUAUAUAUAUAU